This is a messenger RNA of Olea europaea var. sylvestris, 1632 nucleotides long. RefSeq lists its product as uncharacterized. The transcript is spliced from 3 exons. The record is from RefSeq and is a predicted model, not a curated record. NCBI's taxonomy places the organism in Eukaryota, Viridiplantae, Streptophyta, Magnoliopsida, Lamiales, Oleaceae. The coding region runs from base 1 to 1632 and encodes 543 amino acids.
AUGAUUGACUCUAAAGCCCCAAUGCCAUGGAUAGGCUUAUACGCUGCUGUAGCAUCUCUAAUAUGGACUGUAGCACUUACGGCUGAUACAGUGCACUCUAUCCGCCAUAGAAAAUUAUGGUUCCCUUGCAGAUAUUCUGCUCUCAAUGCUGCUUCCUUGACUGUGUUAGCCAUCGCAGUGAAGUUGUCAAUGGACCUAACUACACCGAUGCCAGGUAUGUUUGAUCAAGCGGCUAAAAGUAUUAGCACUGCUUUCUUGUGUGCUUCAACCACUCAUUUCAUGCCUUCUCUGGGAUCCAUGAGUGAUAGAGGUAUAUUAGUGAACUUGGCUGCAUUGGGUAUCCUUAUAGUGACACUUACAGUAAAUGUUAUCAUCCAAGUAUUCACAGGCGUGAUUAAAGAUGAUUUCCAAGUGUUGGUUGUCUUUAUGAAUGUUUAUACGUUCAUUAUAUUGAGUUCUUCUACUUUAACAGUGUCUACAAGUAAAAGGUAUUUGGAACUAAAGUAUAACGGAUUGCACAGAAGAAUUUCGUCGGAGGAACUACAAGGAAACAAAAUAGUGGACUUCGACAAGUUAAAGUUGCGCGUGAAGAAGUACUGGGUCAUGGCAGAAACAGUAUUGUCAACAAACAAUAAGCCAGAAUUUGCUUCCGAUUAUAAAUGGUCAGUCUAUCUUAUUUAUUGGACUCAACAUGUAGGCAUGGCUCUUUGUGUUGUCAUGUCCUUGGGAAGAUUUUUAGUAGCUUUAAUUCACACUGUACGGAAUAUUAGAAAAUGUACCAUCUCUAGCAUUUCCUUAGAAAUGAAGAAUUACAGGAUCAAAAGAUUGGUAGAGUGGAAAAAGGGACUUUCAUUAUUACAAGUUCGAGGCCAGAAGCUUAGAAAAAUUAUUUAUCACAUCAGAAAUCUACUUCUCAACAUUUGUAUAGGAAGUCAAAUAGUGAUUGUGAUUGUGAAUAAAUUGCUUGUGCCAAUCUCAAUUUUUGGAUAUCUCUGCUUAAUGGUGUGUUCAAAAUACGGUCCCAUAAUAUUUAUAAUCCCAUUGAUCAUCGUACUCUUUUUUUGUAUCUUGAGGAUAAGAAUCAUUAGGUGCUUGGUAAUGUUGAAGAAAUUUUCCUUAAGAGAAUCGGAGGCCUCAUUCAAUCCCAGUGAAUCAAAAUACAUGCUUGGCUAUGAGCAAGAUCUUAAAAAUUUUGUUUUACAUCUAGAAAGUGAGGCAAUACAAGAUGGAUACCUGAUGUUCAUUAACACUUCUAUUAAUUCAUCCAUAAUUUUCGGUGCGAAGCAUCAGCCUAGAUAUCUAAUGGAGCUUAUGAAAAAUUCCACCAGAUUUGAGGGUGUAUUAGAAUUUGAAAGUGAUCUUGUCUCUCCGAUAAUUCUCAUAGAACCUCUUAAUUGUUGGAGUCUAUCCGUGGCAACACUAACAAGUAUCAUGAUUUCUCUUCCCAAUGUUCAAAAUGAGAAAAGGAAUCAAUUUUUAAGAAGUGUCAUUGAAGGUUUUAAGUAUGUGUGCCUUGUAGAGAAAAGUAUGGAUGUUCAUAAGAAAUUGUUGAGCAGCACGAGUGCUGCAAGUUUUGUGUGGGUUGUAGUUGAAUUGAGGCACAAGUGCAAUCUUGAAGGACUUCACAAGUAA